Acanthopagrus latus (yellowfin seabream) is the source of this 6027-nucleotide messenger RNA. It is a transcript of the gene urb2, whose product is annotated as URB2 ribosome biogenesis homolog. Bases 279 to 5285 code for a protein of 1668 amino acids. The record is from RefSeq and is a predicted model, not a curated record. Gene Ontology annotation, biological process: ribosome biogenesis. The transcript is spliced from 12 exons. Gene Ontology annotation, cellular component: nucleolus. Lineage: Eukaryota; Metazoa; Chordata; Actinopteri; Spariformes; Sparidae.
GCAAAGUCCACCAAAGUACAUGUGCCUACUUUAAAACUUUUAACACGGAAAUGUUUUGACGAGUUGUUUGCCUACAGGCGAAAAGAAGCCCCGGUAUUAGCUUCAUGUGGUCAGAGUAUGCUAUCGUUGAGUAUGCUAGUUGUCGCUGAGCUAGCAGUAAAGCAUGCCAGUAUGUUACAUCGGUUUAUUCUGAGGGCACCGGGCCGACUUAAACACAUGAGAAGAUAAAAUAUGUUUGUGGAGCAGCAAGCUCAGAUGCAGUAGCACCAGCUGCAGCGAUGGCUGCCAUCUACUCAGGUAUCCAUCUGAAACUGAAGAGUCCUCAGACUCCGUGGGAGGACAAGUUAAAGUUGGCACGAUUUGCCUGGAUCUCUACUCAGUGCCUGCUUCCCAACAAGGAACAGGUACUGUUGGAUUGGUGCACCCAUGCUCUGACAGGCUGGUACAAUCAGAAAGUGGAGUUUUCUCAGAAUGUUUUGGAAGGACUGUGGUGUUACCUGGAUGAUCUGCUUCACAGCAGAAAGCUCCACACUCUUCUCAAGCAGGGCAAGACCAUCAGCCUGAGGCUCAACAUGGCACAGCUGCUGCUUGAGCGUCUCCAGGAGUGGGCGUGUGUUGAUUCCAAGUCGCCACUGUGCGCGUCCACCAUACUGAGUGUGUGUCAGGGUCUUCUCUCUUCUCCUGCACUCUCAUCCGUCUUCACCACCAAGUAUGAGCUCAUGGUCAGUCUCCUGGCGAAGCUCUGCUCUCUGGCCUGCCGGGAGCUCCAACAGCCAUUACUCACAUCCUCACCCCUAAUGGCUGAAUCCGAAGAUGAGGUGAUGACUGAGUGUCUUAAAACUCAGCCCAUUAGCGACUUGGUCCCUUCCCAAGUUGAGCCAGUGACUGAAAGUCCUCGAGAUCAGCCAGAACUAGAUGCUGAUAAACUCCCCUCCAAGCCAAAGGAAAACCUCCAGUCUGCUACUUUGUUUGACGUUUUGCUUCAGGUGCUUACGUGUUAUCUGUCAGUUCAGCGACAACAAGCUAAUCCCAACAGAGUCUUUACUAUGGUAACCAAUCAGCUGAUCCAGACGUUAGUACUUCUGAGACACCUGCUCACUUCCGGGGAAUUUGCACCUUCUCACACACAUCUACGUCUGCAGCUGUGCAGAGACAUCCGCAUCAAGAUAGACUCUAUCGUUCAGUUGGCUCUCUUCCCCUCUGAGCACCUGACCUCAUACAAGGAGGAGCUUCUUCCAUCUAAAGAGGAUUCUGGGAAACGUGGUCCUGGAGGAGCGAAAGGCCUCUUGAAGCCAGUCAGUACCAUUCUUUCCAAACUAAGUGCUCAGGGCUAUUGUGAGCCAGCCCUACACUACAGUGUGAAGUCAAACACGUUAUCUCUGCUGUUUAAGUUCUUUCUGGAAAGCUACGCAAAAGGGAGAGGAGAAAAUGAAGAAGCACACAGGAUGCUGUGUUUCUAUUUCCUCACCAGGUUGGUCCCAAUCCUGGACAUAGGCCUUGAUGGACAAUCUUCCUCACCUGCCAAAGCAGAUCAAUCAGUCUCUGUGUCUCCUGGGCCUAAGUCUCCCUCAGCCUCCUUCUGUUCCCCAGAGAGCUGGAGCCUGGCUCUGCUGGCUGUGGAGUCCCUGCUGAGCCAGGCUCUGUCUGCUGGUAUUUAUAACGUAGCAGCAGAUAGGAUCAGACAUGGAGAAGUCCAGCUCAACUUUUACGGAGCCGUGGGACAAAUGCUCUUCAACCAGGCCCAGUCAAGCAUCCCAGCAUGGUACCGCUGUCUAAAGGUGUUGUUGAGUCUUAACCAUCUGAUCCUUGAACCAGACCUGGACGAGCUGUUGUCAUCAGCCUGGGUCAAUUCUGGAUGCAUGGAAGCACGAGUGCAGCGGGCCCGACAGGCUAUGGUGUACAGUCUCCUCCAGACCUACACUAAGCUCCGUCAGCUGCCUCGCCUCUUCUCUGAGCUCUUGUCUGUGAUCUGUCAGCCAGCCCUGGACCACCCCCGACCUCCUCUGCUGUCUGACGGCACCUCUGCCAUGCUCAGAACUUGUCUUCUGGACACUCCUCCCUCCCAAGGCCUAGAGAUCUGCUCAUCAGUGUUGGAGAGCAUCAGGAGGUAUAUACCACCUGAGCUGGUGAAGGAGGAAAGAGGGGCAGAGAAAAUGGAGAUUGAUGGAGGAGGAGAGAAAGGGACGAAUAAAGAACUGAACAUUGACCAGGAGAGAGAUGAUGCAUCUCUGAAGCUGUUUUCCCUCAGCCAACUGCUUCAUGUUGUUUUGUUCAGUCUGAAGACUCUUGACAACGCCUCUCCGCUUCCCAUUGUCAGGAAGAGUCAGGGCAUGAUGGAGGAGAUGCAACAGGUCGUGGAGGAGCUACUGCCUCUGCUGUCAACCAAAGAGAAGGCUGUAAAAACAAAUACAAGUUCAGUUCAGAAGACCCCGAGGAAAGGCAAAAAGAAUUUAGACCAGAAAGAGCCAGAGAAGCUCUCAGAGUCUAAAACGGGAACUCUGUGGGAACGGAACACCGAGGAGGCCGCUCUCCUCCUCAAAUACACCUUGGUGGAAGUCGACACACUCUUCCAUAUCCACUGCACCAAAUACACACCUAUAGACUCAGCCCGAUCAGGAGCGCAGAGUGAGGCUGAAGGAUGUGCACCAGUCCCAACCCUUCUAGAAAGUCUACCACCAUCCUGCAGCCCCAUGAGCUGUUUGCUGCUCAAACUCCUCACUUUACAGCAGAUGAAGAAAGUUUUGCUAGAUACCCCCUUACCUUCUGAACCCGGCGCUGCCGUACUUCUAAGCAAGGCAGCCCAGUUUAUUUUAGUGAAAUCAGAGUUUGAGGUGAGUCUGGAGGGAGAGCAGGUAUGGGACGGGCAGAUAGGGAGCGUGAAUGCCGACUCCUACCUUGUAGCACACUGGUAUCUUAUCACAUCCAAUUUGCCUUUGAUUGUUCCCUACCUGAGCAAAGAUGAUGUGGGACAAGUAGCAGAUGCUCUUGUCAGUUCCCUCCUCAGCAGACAGACAGAUAAAGGUACAGAUCGGCCGCCCGGCUGUCUGACUGUCUCUGCCAUAUCUUCACAGCUUCUCCAAAGCCCUGUACUUAUCGAGUUGCCUUCUCUGUUCUCUGCCACAGUCCAUUCCCUCACACAAAGUAUCAUCGGGGUCCUCAAGGACGCACCUGCACCUACAGUUUGUUCUACGCUCCUGAAGUUUCAGGAGAAAGCAAACUCUUCUGAAGGAAACAAAACUAUAGUUGAGGAUAUAUUGGCAUCCUCAAAGACCGGAGAGGGUGUUGUAUCUCUGACUCACGCACAGAGCCAGACAUUAGCCAGCUUACUCCAAAUCUUAACACACCUAAACCCAGAUGGGAUGAACUCUGAGGAUCUCUCUUCUGUUUUCCUCCUUCUCCUCUUCAUCCUCACCUCCACCACCAGGCAGUCAGAGCAGAUGACUGUGAACCCUCCUGAAUCUGGAGAUGAUGCCGUCUUCCUAGCGAAUCUGCUGAGAACGCUGAGUUGUCUCCUGGAGGGUAGAAACUUUCAAAGUGUUUUGAAACUCAUCCAUGGUGGCGCUCUGCUGCAAACUGUAGCGUCUUCUCUCCUCUGGCACAGCAACAAUGGAAGAUUUCGAGCCACACGCAACCCUGAUUGGUUAGAUUUGAUCAAAGCAGUUCAGGCCUACAUCAAGUGCUCAGUCCAGUUGAUUAUAACCAGAAAAAGCAGUGUUCGACUCAACCUGGACCAGUUCGUAUCCUAUCUUACCAGUAAAGAAAUGGCAAGCAGACAAAUUUUGGGACGCAGUGCAGCAGUAAUGUCAGGUAAAGCCGACCCAGGAGCCUCCGUUUUGUCUGUUCAUCUCCUGCUGGCAUUGCUGUCCUCUUUCUGCCAGGCGUUAUCUUCUAACCUAGGAAAGAGUGAACAAAUGGAUCAAACUUUGAAGCAGAUGCUCACGAGAACGACUGCUUCGCUGGGACCAGCUGUUGAGUCCAUAAUGAACUCCCAGACUAUUAGUCAGCCAGCCAGCAACCUUGGUCAAGCCUUUGUAGUAGAAGUUGUCACGGUCAUGCUGCAGUGUGAACUGUCCUCACUCUCAGUUAAGGAAGAGAACAGGCCAAAGGACACCAAGCUGAGUCAAAUGAGCCUCUAUCAGGGCUUCUGCCAGCAGAUCCUUAAAGAAAUCAGUUCUGCCCACAGACCCAUGGACUUCCUGGUUUCCUCUCUCCAGUUCUUGUCUGCUUUCUACAAAGCAGUGAGGACGAUGGAGGAGCGACGAGAGGAGAAGACGGGAGGAAGGGAGUUGGAUGAGCUGUACAUGAGAAUACUGCAGACUGUUCACAGACUGCUGACAGCUUCUUGGCUGUCUUCGAAUGACGUUUGUGAGCUGGAGCCUGCAGUGGAUGAGCUGCUCCGCCACCUGGUGGAGAAAAGUACGACAGGCCAGUUCAACCUGCUGCUGCUGCUGAUCAGAGAAGGACUGGACACUGGCCAGCUGAGGGCAGGAAACUACAAGGAGGUGCUAGCUGCAGUAAUCAUCAUUAAGCUGCUGUCCGGUUGUCAGUUACCUCAGUCCUGCUCUAAAGCCCUGUGGCUCUUUGCACCACAGAUUAUAUCUGCUAUGGUGUUCUUAGUGAGAUCGUCCAGUCAGGAUGUCUCUCUGACACUUCCCUUCACUGUUCCCACGGUGAUGUCAAUGACAUCACUGGUGCGCCAUGGAGAGGGACUCAUCACCAACCCUCAUCAUGUGAUCUUGGUCCUUGGAGCGCUCCAGUCGGUGCCCCUCGAGCACUUAACCCCACCCGUCUAUCAGUCGACUUUCCUGGCUGUUCAUGAGGCGUUGUUUGCCAUCAUCCAGUGUCAUCCUCAGGUGAUGUUGAACGCUGCUCCGUCAUUCUUAAACGUCUUCCAUCGUCUGGUGGCAUCAAUCAUGCAGGAGGGUCGGCAGAGAGGAGACGUCGGUGUCACAGGUGCAGACAAUGACGUUUAUCUCCAGUGCUCCAGACUGAUAGAGAGGAUGUACUCUCACAUCGCUGCCACAGCAGAGAGCUUCACCGCGCUGUCAGCGUUCAUGGUGGCACAGUACGUCACGGAGCUGCAGAAGGUUACUCUGCGACCCGACAUUAAGCUGCAUCUAACAGAGGGGAUCUACAGGAUUCUGGACCUGUGUAUGGAGCAGGACACCAAGUUUCUGACGGCCGGACUGCAGAUGGGAGUCAGAGAGGUGUUCAACGAGCUGUACGGCAGCUACACCCACUACCACAAAGCCCAGAGGCAAGGAGAGGACAAGUACACAGUUUAACCGGCAACUACAGGCAUCGUCAACCUUUGGUGCAGUUUUCAUAUAAUAUUGUUAGAACAAAUUUAAAUAAAUGGAAAGACUGUUUAUGUGGUAUUUCUGCUUUUGAGUGGGAAAUCAGAUAUUACAGCUCAUGGAUACCAUGUGAGGAUUCAGGGUGUAAACAGUUAUCACUGACAAAGCUCUGCAUAGAUUUUUAUUUCUCCUUGGAGACAGUCUUUUGUAAAAAAAAAACAACACAACUGGAUAGUUUCUGCACUGCUUUGAAUUUGGCAUCUAAACACAGCACAAUAAUCAAUAUACAGACACAAUGAUAUUUCAAUAGAUGAAGCUGAAAAGAGUUAAAAGGAGGCAGGCCUGUGGUGUAUUGUUAACAGACCUACUGGCAUUAAAAGUACAGUUGCACUGCCUGAUCAACAGGAACAGCAGUUUUUUUUUUUCUCAGGAUGCACAGUGACUGACACAGUGAUGGAGUCAGUACAGGAAAUGUGUCUGAACUGAAGUGUUUCCUCAUCAGUGUGACCUCUGACUGCAACUGUUGUGAACGAUGUGUAAAAUGUUGUUUGUUUUCCAGUUUAAAGAAACUCUUUUUGAUCAGAUAUGAUUAUUAAUUAAUUGAAUUGCUGAGGAAAAUCUGGAUGUUAAUGUAUAAAUAAUGCUGUAUCUUUUCUAUAUUGCUGUUUUUCACCAAAACCUAAUGAUUUAACACAAGAUGUAUUCAAAUAUAAAGUUGUCUCAAGCCUGU